AUGCCCAAAGAACCAAGAACAUCCACGUCUCGUAAAUCGAGGACACCACCCGUCUCCGAUCGUAGUUCUGGCCGUCGGAAAAAGUCACGCCCGAAUCCACGGGCCACCACCUCUAGUUCUGAACCAGAGCAGCACCACAAACAACAGAAACCUCCCGUGAGGGAGAGGGAUAUUGGCACUAGUCAGUGGCCUUUAGAGUACUUUCCCCCUCCCCCAGAUGAUGGUCACUGGGUACCAAAGACCGGCGGAAAGCCAAUCAACAAGAUUCCAGCCAAACCCUCCGGUCUUCCGCCACCUCCAUCUCCCACCCUUCAGCCCCCUGUGAUGCAGUUGACUUACCCCCCUCCCCCGCCGUUUACUGCGGGCGACCCCACCUGGCUUCCUGAAAUGGUGAACGACGUCCAGCGCCAACGCAAUCAUCUCCAGACGCAACUUGGGCUGGCUCAUGCAGAGGCGUCCUCUGCACUUGUUGAAGCCACGCUGGUCCAGGCGGAGCUCCAGCGCGAGAUCGGUCUGAUGCAGACAUUCCUAAAUCAUGCCGCUCAUAUUGCUGGAAAUGGGUUUGUGCGGCGUCUGCUGAGUGAUGUCGACAGCAUCAUCGCACACCGCUUGAAUCCAGAUGAUGAUGAAGUAUCUGACGUGUCUCAGGAUGAGGCGAUAGAAGAAGAGGAGGAAGUAGAGGCAGCGGUCACUGAAGACGGCGAGAGUGAAGCGGAGGAUGACGCACCGCGCGUCGACAAAGGAAAGGGAAGACUAAUGGAGGCGGACGUCCAAGAGGAACGAGAAAGGGAGUCUAGUGAAGAGGAAGAACCAACAGAAGAUGCAGACACAGAGCAGUUAGCAUGGGACGCACCCAUCCACAAAAGCCCUCCACCCGGGAUAGAAACCAACCCCUUGGCUGUGGGCAGGAGACGCGGCCGCCCUCUACGUCGCGACCCGUAUCGGGUUCGGGAAGAUCAUCGUGGUGAACCUAUACUUUACGAAGUCAGUCAGCUGAAAUGUUCUGCUCCUGUCUCGUGCUCCCUUUGCUAUCACUACUUAUAUCACCUCCGUAAUAUAUUGCAAGAGACUCAUAACGAGUUUGAAAUUCCCCGAAAGCAGUGA
Pisolithus orientalis is the source of this 1104-nucleotide messenger RNA. RefSeq lists its product as uncharacterized. The coding region runs from base 1 to 1104 and encodes 367 amino acids. The record is from RefSeq and is a predicted model, not a curated record. NCBI's taxonomy places the organism in Eukaryota, Fungi, Basidiomycota, Agaricomycetes, Boletales, Pisolithaceae. The transcript has a single exon.